AUGGCUGAUUUUGCAGGUUGUUCUCACCUAAUCCAGGACUACUGGGAUCAGCUUGUGUGCUGGCUCGAACCAUGUCCAGCUCCUCUGCUCCAUUGGCUUCAUGGCUCUGGCCUCAUCACCCAGUCGGAGUAUUUCUCCUUGCUGGAGAGCAGUCUCAGGAAGAACCAGGUUAUUGCCAUUCUGGAGAGGGUCAGUCACAAGCCAAUAGAAAGCCAAAUAUUCCUGGAGAAGCUGAAGGAACUGCAAGAGAUCUACAGCCCCGAUCUUCAGCAUUGGCUGCAAGAGAAUGUGUCCAAGCCGAGCGUAGCAGAACCUUUUCUAAUUCUACCAGAUCCUCCAUCUAAAAAGAAGAAACCCAAAAAGUACAAGUUGCCACAGAUAUCUGCAGCAGAUAUGCAAAAGAACAACUGCUCAACUUUCCGCAGGGGCUUGAAUCGACAAAUCAAAGCUGCCCUGCAAAACUACCGUCGCUUGUUGCUGACCCAAACUGACAAGCUGCGCACCAAUGUGGAAGAUAGUGAGCCAUGCAAAUGUCCUGCAAUCUACUAUCCUGACCUCCUGCUACUCAACAGGCCCUAUUCCAGCCCCACCAGCCAUGACUACGUGCAGCUGGCCUCUCAGCGGGCAUGGCUCCAUUCCUUCCAUGCCUCUUCCCGCCUGGACCUGCGUCAUCUUUUCUCUCCUCUUCCCCAGGAGAGCUCCCCACCUCAUCGUGUGAUGCUGAGUGGCCCUGCCGGCAUCGGCAAGACUGUCACUGUCCAGCAGAUCCUCCAUCACUGGGCACUGGGCACAGCCUUCCAAGGUUUUCUUUGUGUCCUGGAUUUUUCCUUCCAGGAGCUGAGUCUCAUCACCACAACCCAGAGUUUAGAAGAGCUGAUCUGCUGUAAGUUCACACACCUGAACGGAGUUCUCCCUGCACUGCUGGAGCGACCGAGGGAGCUCCUCCUGAUUUUGGAUGGACUGGAUGAGUUCAGGCAUCCACUGGACAGCAAAGAACCCUGCCUCUGGUCACAUGAGUCAGCCCAUGUGAAAGAUCUGGUGUGUGGUCUCCUCUAUGGGACCUUGCUUCCUGAGUCCACCAUUUUGGUCACAUCCAGAUCUUCCAUUACCCUCCCAUCAGAUCUUUUUAACCGUCAUGUUUUUGUCCUUGGUUUACAAGAAGCACAGGUAAAGGACUAUUUCUUCCAGUUCUUCCAGAGCCCCAAACAUGGCAUGGAAGUGUUGAGCUACAUCUCAUCUCACCAUGGCUUAGCCAACUUUACCUUCAUUCCUCUCUACUGCUUCAUUCUCUGUACAGCUCUGGGGCAAUACUUCCCAGAUGAGGGGAUGAACCAGGCCUCCCCACCCAGCACCAUCACGGAGAUAUAUCUUCUUUAUGUGUGCACCAUCCUGCAGUUGCACAAGCCUCCAACUCAACAAGCAGCAGCAAUUCAGUGUGAUCUAAGAAGGGACAAAGACUUGCUACUGCAGCUUGGUGAGCUUGCCUAUGCUGGUCUGCUAAGGGGACAGACUGUGUUCUAUGCAGAUGACCUACAGGAGUUUGGUUUUGAUCCACAGAACCUGCCAUCUGCUUACCUGAAUCAGAUUUUCUUCAAGGAGACCAAUGAAGUCUACAGCUUCUUCCACUUGACCAUACAGGAGUUUUUGGCUGCAUUAUAUUCAGUGAUUAUCUUGGACUUCGAUGCUAGCGAAUUAACUUCUUGCCUGGAUCUCUGGUGGAAUGGAAAAACUGCAGAAGAUGGAGCUGCCAGUAGCCCUCUGUCCCCAGCAGAGGGAUCUGCCAGUGGACUUUACAGUUAUACCUGGCAAUUCCUGAACAGAGACCCACAGUGGGACAAAUUGCAAAUGUUUUCCAGGUUUUUCAUGGGGUUGUUGACCGCUAGACUAGAAGGCAAGCUGGAAGGAUUGGCUGGGAGUUUGACAGGGAAACCAUUCAGGCGUUUGGCAGACUGGUUUGGGAAGAAGGUUUCAUAUGAAUCAGGUCAGAAGUUGCUGUCCUUGAUACAUUGCUUAGCAGAGCUGCACCAGGAUGAUGUGACCCGGCAGGUAGCUUCCAAGAUGGACGAGGUGGAUCUGUUCAAGGUGUCAUUGAACGUGGCUGAUUGCGCAGCUUUGGGAUAUGUACUGAGUUGCUCACAGUCUCAGGUGCUCCAGAAUCUCAACUUGAGCUACAGCAAUAUGGGCACCGAAGGACUGAAGCAGCUUCAGGAGCAUCUCUGUCACUGCAAAACUUUGCAACUGCGAUAUAAUUCUCUGGACUGGCAAGCAGCAGCAAUCGAAGCAGCCGUCCUAAGAUCCCCCCGGUGCUGUCUGAAAAGACUGAUGCUUUGUGGAAACUGCCUGAGAUCUCACGGGGCAAAUCUCUUAUGGAAUGCCCUUCGCAAUAAUGCCACCCUAGAAGAGCUUCACAUGGACAUGACGGACAUGACGGACAGAGGCCUCAAUAACAUUUUGGAUUCUCUAUCAGGAAAUACAACACUCAGGCUCCUGAGUGUCCCAGGAAACAGACUUAGCCAAACGGGCCAACAGAUCCUCUGUGAGUUGCGUCACAGAAAACCCAAACUUAAGAUUGUCACCAGUUUCCUGUCUGAUGUGGGUUUGCUCCAGAAGUAUCUGGAUUGGGUGGAAGAGAUCCAAGUCGAACCCAAGCAAAUGGAGUCUGUCAAGAAUGCCAACGCACUGGACUUGAUUCUGGAAACUUUGAAAGACGCAGAUGAUCCAGAUGUUAGCCAGGAAGCUCAGGAAAAGGCUGGACAGCUAAAGCAGAAGAUCCAUGCUCUCCUGAAAGAGAAGGAAGAAGAACAGAGCAACAAAACCUAUUUAAUCUGAUCUGUAAACUGGGACAAUGUUUUUGAGUCAACAGAUACCCUCUCCCAGGAGAACUUCUCGUCUCUUCAGCUUGAGCCCAUUCAUGCUUUUCAUUAAACAGGACAGUAUUCCUUGACUUAGCCCUUAAUUAAUAGUGAUAUAGGGAUGAUAACUUACAUCAGGUGGAAUUAUUGGUCGUAAAUAACAAAGAAUGAUCUAUUUGGCUGAUGUUCAAAAUCUCAAGAAAAUGGUGCUUAUGUUGUCUCCUAACAGUAUCUUUCUAAGUAAAGGUGUUACAUUCAGUUCCUUCUAUAGGGGCUUUACAAAACCAGAAAAGGAAACACAUGUGUCUUUUGUUAAACCCAAGUGUUUGUGAUUUUGCAAUAUCCCACAGCUGGAUAAAUGAUGUAAAGGGCUUAUAGGUAUGGUCAAGCAGUGCAGAAAAAUCAAGAGUUUAAAUUUCCUUUAGAUGUUGAUGAGGUUUUGGUUCAAUUCAUACAACCCAGAGUCAAGGAGAGCAGCAAAUGCAGCUUCUUUCCCCCAGAGGUUUAUUGUUCUUGUUAUAACAUGACUUGCCAUUUAGGCAAUGAUUUCAGUUAACUGGCAGAAUCUUCAUUUAUUGUAUUUUUGGCUUGAGCUUAGGGGCAAACAUGCUUCAGAUUAACAUCUUGUUUUCUAGGAUCUCUCCCUUUAGAGCAGUGUUUUUCAACCUUGGCAACUUGACGAUGU
Messenger RNA from Python bivittatus (Burmese python), 3537 nucleotides. Lineage: Eukaryota; Metazoa; Chordata; Lepidosauria; Squamata; Pythonidae. The record is from RefSeq and is a predicted model, not a curated record.